CUUUGUUGUGCGAGGGCCUUUGGAAGAAGGCGUGCUUCAUGGCGGUCACAGGGGUUUCGAAUUUGUUGAGUUGUUAAAGCUUCCCCAUCAGUCCUCUACCCCUUGGGGGCUUUCCUGCCUCAGUCUGGUGGACCCGACGUUGCGUAGGGAGGUGAAGCUCUGACGAUGGAGAAUGGACAGGGCACAGGCUCAAAGCUCGGCCUGCCGCCUCUCACCCCGGAGCAGCAGGAGGCGCUUCAGAGGGCAAAGAAAUAUGCCAUGGAACAGAGUAUUAAGAGUGUGUUGGUUAAGCAGACCAUUGCCCAUCAGCAACAACAGCUUACCAACCUACAGAUGGCAGCAGUGACAAUGGGCUUUGGAGAUCCUCUCUCACCUUUACAAUCGGUGGCAGCUCAGCGACAGCGUGCACUAGCCAUCAUGUGUCGAGUGUAUGUGGGCUCCAUAUACUAUGAGCUUGGUGAGGACACCAUCAGACAGGCCUUUGCCCCCUUCGGCCCAAUCAAGAGUAUUGACAUGUCUUGGGAUUCUGUUACGAUGAAGCACAAGGGAUUUGCCUUUGUGGAGUAUGACGUGCCAGAGGCCGCACAGCUGGCUCUGGAGCAGAUGAACUCAGUCAUGCUAGGGGGGCGGAACAUUAAGGUUGGGCGGCCAAGUAACAUCGGUCAGGCGCAACCCAUCAUUGACCAGCUGGCAGAGGAGGCACGCGCCUUCAACCGAAUCUAUGUGGCAUCCGUCCACCCGGACCUCUCAGAUGAGGACAUCAAGAGUGUAUUUGAGGCCUUUGGAAGGAUCAAGUCCUGCACAUUAGCCAGAGACCCUACCACAGGACGACACAGGAGCUUUGGCUUCAUUGAGUAUGAGAAGCCACAGUCAGCCCUGGAUGCUGUGUCUUCUAUGAACCUCUUUGACCUGGGGGGUCAGUACCUGCGAGUGGGUAAAGCUGUGACCCCACCCAUGCCUCUGCUGACCCCCACAACCCCUGGUGGGCUGCCGCCUGCAGCGGCUGUAGCCGCAGCGGCAGCUACCGCUAAGAUAACGGCCCAGGCAAGUAUGAAUCCCUUCCAAAGGGAUCUAAUGGCCUUCCAGGAGGCUGUAGCCGGGGCAUCAGUCCUGGGGGCGUUAGCUGCGCCCCAACUUCUUGGUCAGCAAAUGGGUAUACCUCAGGCUGUCAUGGCUGCCCAGGCACCAGGGGUCAUUACAGGUGUGACUCCAGUGCGGCCUCCAAUGCCAGUACUUCCCCAGGUGGGCCUUGUGAACCCUGUGCUGGCAUCGCCACCAGUCCUGUCUAAUCAAGCAAUGGCUGGAGGAACCAACCAACAAGAGAAGAAAGAGGAGAAAGAGGAGAUGCUGCAGGACGGAACAGGACAGGAGAUGUUGAGCGACCAAGAACACAUGAGCAUCUCUGGCAGCAGUGCCAGACACAUGGUCAUGCAAAAACUGCUUAGGAAAUCAGAGUCCACUGUUAUGGUGCUGCGGAACAUGGUUGGACCAGAGGACAUUGAUGACGAUCUGGAAGGUGAAGUAACAGAGGAAUGUGGAAAGUUUGGUGCUGUCAACAGAGUUAUCAUAUACCAGGAGAAGCAAGGUGAAGAGGAGGAUGCAGACAUCAUUGUUAAGAUCUUUGUCGAGUUUUCCAUGGCCUCAGAGAUGAACAAAGCUAUCCAGGCCCUCAACGACCGCUGGUUUGGAGGGCGCAAAGUUGUCGCAGAGGUGUAUGACCAGGACCGUUUCAACAGCAGUGACCUCUCUGCAUAGACUGUUGGUUCACCAGCACCCAUCCCUUCCAUUUCCUAAACUCACGUAGGCCCACAGUCACUGCUAGAGAUACAGGCCUCUUUUAACUUGUACUUGUUUUUUUCUUUUUUUCUUUUCUUUUUUUUUUUCUUCUUUUUUUAAAUUGAUGUCAAUAUUGUAAGUCCCCUUGAGGGAUUGGUUGAAAACAUUGGCGUCUCAGAUUUUGCUUUGUGACUUGUGAAGACACCUUUUUUUGUAUGUUCGAAAUUUUUGUAAUCAGAUAUUGCAAAAUGUUAGCUUUGCCAUAUUUGCCAAUGGUUUUUCCUCCCAAAAUGUCAGCACAUUAAAAGUUUUUCCAAUUACUGGUUUUCUUUUGUCCACAAAAUGUGACGCAUAUUUCUUAUGGAUGGUCGAGACAUUUUGAUGAAAGAAGAGCCCAGAAAAGAUGACUCUUGUAUUUCUUAACAUAUUCCAGAGAUCAGAUUGUUCAAGAUAGGCAAAGUUAUUUGAUUAUACUGUAAAAACUUGUACUCAAUAAAACAAGGCCUUUAACCAUAA
This is a messenger RNA of Lampris incognitus (smalleye Pacific opah), 2292 nucleotides long. Its product is annotated as poly(U)-binding-splicing factor PUF60. The record is from RefSeq and is a predicted model, not a curated record. The transcript has 12 exons. NCBI's taxonomy places the organism in Eukaryota, Metazoa, Chordata, Actinopteri, Lampriformes, Lampridae. Gene Ontology annotation, cellular component: precatalytic spliceosome; catalytic step 2 spliceosome. The coding region runs from base 166 to 1755 and encodes 529 amino acids. Gene Ontology annotation, molecular function: RNA binding. Gene Ontology annotation, biological process: mRNA splice site recognition; alternative mRNA splicing, via spliceosome; regulation of alternative mRNA splicing, via spliceosome.